Molecule: messenger RNA, 1878 nt
Organism: Hippopotamus amphibius kiboko
Lineage: Eukaryota; Metazoa; Chordata; Mammalia; Artiodactyla; Hippopotamidae
Gene: GPR143
Product: G protein-coupled receptor 143
Exons: 9
Coding region: 304-1542 (412 amino acids)
Biological process (GO): regulation of calcium-mediated signaling; melanosome organization; G protein-coupled receptor signaling pathway
Cellular component (GO): melanosome membrane; plasma membrane
Molecular function (GO): dopamine binding; L-DOPA binding; L-DOPA receptor activity
Source: RefSeq, a predicted model, not a curated record
GAAGAAUUAACCCCCUGGGAAGGCCUGGUGGAAGGGGAGAGAGCUGACUUCCCGGACCUGGCGCUCUCCUUCCCCCACCCCUCCUUCUCCGACCAAGCAUCACCCUCGUGAGGCCUCGUGGCGCUUGCAGAGGCGCGGGGCCCCCACCGAGCCUGGUGCCUUUUCUGGCAGCGCAGGGGAUCGGGCGGGGGCUGCGGGGAGGCCCAGGGCACAUGACGCCCCCUCCCCCCCGCCGGCCCAGCACAUGACCCGGGCCUGCCGGCGGGGUCCCGGCAGACACAAGCCGCGUCCCCAGCACGGCCCAUGGCCUCCCCGCGCCUGGGGACCUUCUGCUGCCCCACACGGGACGCCGCCACUCAGCUGGUGCUGAGUUUCCAGCCGCGGGCCUUCCACGCGCUGUGCCUGGGCAGCGGCGCGCUCCGCCUGGCGCUCGGCCUCCUGCAGCUGCUGCCCGGGCGCUGGCCCGCGGGCUCCGGGAUCCCCACGACCUCCCCGCCCGCCUCGGCCCGAGCCCCGGCCUCGGUCCGCAUCCUGCGCGCCGCCGGCGCCUGCGACCUCCUCGGCUGCCUGGGUAUCCUAGUCCGGUCUGCAGUGUGGUUGGGGUUCCCGAAUUUCGUGGACAUCUCAGCUGUGAACGGGACAGACGUGUGGCCCGAAGCCUUCUGCGUGGGGAGUGCAAUGUGGAUCCAGCUGCUGUACAGCGCCUGCUUCUGGUGGCUGUUUUGCUAUGCGGCCGAUGCCUACCUGGUGAUCCGGAGAUCGGCGGGACUGAGCACCAUCCUGCUCUACCACAUGAUGGCCUGGGGCCUGGCCGUGCUGCUCUGCGUGGAGGGAGCGUUCACGCUGUACUACCCUUCCAUGGCCAGGUGUGACCGAGGCCUGGAGCAUGCCAUCCCCCACUACAUCACCACGUACUUCCCGCUGCUGCUUGUCCUCGUGGCCAACCCCAUCCUGUUCCGAAAGACAGGGACGGCAGUGGCCUCUUUGCUAAAAGGAAGACAAGGCGUCUACACAGAGAACGAGAGGAGGAUGGGAGCCGUGAUCAAGACCCGAUUUUUCAAAAUCAUGCUGGUUUUCAUCAUUUGUUGGUUGUCGAAUAUCAUCAAUGAAAGCCUUUUAUUCUAUCUUGAAAUGCAACCAGAUAUCAAUGGAGGCUCUUUGAAACAGGUCAGAAAUGCAGCCAAGACCACAUGGUUCAUGAUGGGGAUGCUGAAUCCAGCCCAAGGGUUCCUCUUGUCCCUGGCCUUCUACGGUUGGACAGGCUGCCGCCUGGCCCUGCCAGCUCCCAGGAAGGAGAUCCAGUGGGAAUCGAUGGACACCUCGGCCGCCGAGCGGGCUUCCCAGUCCCCAAGGGGCUCCCGUGAGCCCCGGGAAGGCCCCGCUGCCAGGAAGGAGGUGCAGGGCGGCGGGCACACGUCCGACGAGCCCUUGAGCCUGCUGUCUGAAGGUUCCGAUACCAGCACAAUUGAAAUCCACAUUGCAAGCGUGUCCCGCAAUGGAAAGGAGGUUAAAUCUGUUCCAAAAGCCCAGGGAGACCUGUGAGAGGACAAGACAGUGGUCCAGAGCCCGUAUGUCUCAGAUUUGAUGUUUCUCAUCCCUUAGGGCUGUGUUCUCACCUGCAGCCAGCGCACUGCAGGGUGUAGCAUCUCCCCAAAUCUUACCGUCAUCACCACGCUAGAGCACAUUCCCCAGGAUCCUCUUUGUGGCAGGACAGACGAUCUGUGAGCCUGCUCUUAGGGAUGGCAGGGGGAUCCCUUUGAGACCAAACACUCGGCAGCUUCUCCAGACUCUCGGGUGAGAUUAGUUUCUCUGAUAUGGCUGUAAUGUAAACGCCAGAUCCAAGUUCUUGGAAAAGUUAAUAAAGUAGUUGUGUCCAAA